This is a messenger RNA of Cryptomeria japonica (Japanese cedar), 885 nucleotides long. RefSeq names its product RING-H2 finger protein ATL64-like. The transcript has a single exon. The coding region runs from base 186 to 752 and encodes 188 amino acids. Lineage: Eukaryota; Viridiplantae; Streptophyta; Pinopsida; Cupressales; Cupressaceae. The record is from RefSeq and is a predicted model, not a curated record.
AAUCGCUAACAGCUAAGAAUUUUAUGGGCAUCAAAUUCCGAGAUGGACACAAAAUGCUACAGUGCGCUGAAUUGACAGAAGCGGUAAUCUCUGUCCUAUGCCAGAUCCAUUUAUAUGAGUCUCACAGAUGCAGAAUCAGAUUCGACCGACAAAUUGGAAUAUAAAUAGGCAGAGACUGUAGAUGGAUGAUUACACAGAACGUUUUACAAAGGAUCCCAAAUUGCCCAUCACAGUUGCACACAAUUUUGCAAAUUGGGUGCAGAGGCAGAGUAUUUGGUAUUGGGUGCAGAAUGUUUUCAGUUUAUCCUUCUUCCCGUCGACUAAACAGAGAAGAGCACUACAGCUCCAAGAUGGUCACAGUUAUCAAUAUUAGACUGUUUAUAACCUCUGUGUUUAUCUUCACUGUGAUUAUCUUCAUGGCUGCACUCACAACUUUUGUACUCUGUUUCAAACGACUCUGCAUUCGUCGACCGCCCUCGGAAAGCGAUGAAAACUCCAUCGGCCUUCCACAGAAAAAACCAGUCCCAGAAAGUUUUCCUGUGUUUGUGUAUGAGAGUAAGAAUUAUAGUGAGCAGGGGCUUGAAUGUGCGGUUUGUUUGAGUGAGUUUGAAGAGGAAGAGAAGGGAAGAAUUCUGCCUGCGUGUAAUCACAGCUUUCAUGUCGACUGCAUCGACAGGUGGUUUGAGUCGCAGUCGACAUGCCCGAUUUGUCGAGCCAAUGCCCAGGUCGACACUUUGUCGGUAGACGCGUAAAGGAGAAGUUUGAGAAAGUAGGAGUUACGUGUAAACUUGUGUAUAUCAAGCCAUAGUAGUAAAUCAAAGGCAUAUAUGUAAGGAUCGAUGUCAAAAAAGAAUUCAAUCCUAAGCAGGUGUAUCCUCUUUAUAU